UUCUGUCUUCCAGAGAGAGCUACUGAUGGGUCCCUGCGGAGCGAAGACUGGGCUCUCAACAUGGAGAUCUGCGACAUCAUCAACGAGACCGAAGAAGGGCCCAAAGAUGCCUUCCGAGCCAUUAAGAAGAGAAUUGUAGGGAAUAAGAACUUCCAUGAAGUUAUGCUGGCUUUGACGGUGCUGGAGACGUGCGUCAAAAACUGUGGCCAUCGCUUCCAUGUCCUCGUGUCCAGCCAGGACUUUGUGGAAGGUGUCCUGGUGAGAACAAUCCUGCCGAAGAACAAUCCUCCUGCCAUAGUGCACGACAAGGUGCUGACCCUCAUCCAGUCCUGGGCGGAUGCCUUCCGCAGCUCACCGGACUUGACUGGUGUUGUUGCUGUCUAUGAAGACCUGAGGCGGAAGGGCCUGGAGUUCCCCAUGACUGACCUGGACAUGCUGUCACCCAUCCACACACCACAGAGGACUGUGUAUAGCUCCAACCCCCAGUCUGGACAGAACUCACCUGCGGUCAACUCCCCUCAGCAGAUAGAGUCCAUCCUCCACCCUGUCACUCUGCCCACUGGGAGAGGCACAUCCAGUGACGCGCCCAUCACCCCCACAGCAGAGCAGAUCGGGAAGCUGCGCAGUGAGCUGGAAGUGGUGAAUGGGAACAUGAAGGUCAUGUCGGAGAUGUUGACGGAGCUGGUCCCAUCGCAGGCUGAGCCUUCCGACCUGGAGCUGCUACAAGAGCUGAAUCGGACAUGCAGAGCCAUGCAGCAGCGUGUGCUGGAGCUGAUUCCCCGUGUUCUCCAUGAGCAGCUCACCGAGGAGCUGCUCCUCAUCAAUGACAACCUCAACAAUGUGUUUCUGCGCCAUGAAAGGUUCGAGCGCCUUCGGACAGGACAGUCUGUUAAGGCCCCAAAUGAGACAGAGAACAGCUUGAUUGACCUGGGACCCAGCACUCCUUCUGCAGUGAAACAGCCUGAAGUCACCAACAGCCUUUCCUCUCAGCUGGCUGGAAUGAACCUGGGCUCCAGCAGCGUAAGCGCAGGACUGCACUCCCUCGACACCUCUGGCAAGCUGGAAGAAGAGUUUGACAUGUUUGCCCUGACCCGUGGCAGCUCACUGGCUGAGCAGCGCAGAGAGGUAAAGUACGAAGAUCCCCAAGCCUCCAAAGGACUCGCUGGUGCCCUGGAUGCCCGGCAACAGAACACAGGAACGGUGCCGGUUCCCCAAGCCAAUUUCAUGGAAGACAUAGAAAAGUGGCUCUCCACUGACGUGGGAGAGCCGGAGGAUGCAAAAGGUGUCACCAGUGAAGAGUUUGACAAGUUUCUGGAAGAGCGAGCAAAAGUUGCGGACCGGCUACCCACUUUGUCCAGCUCCUCAGCAGGGUCCUCCGUCUCCCCGCCCGCUGCCAGCCAUCAUCGGAAGCAAGCAAAGGAAGAGGAUGCCAUGUUUGCCUUGUGAACGCUACGGACUGCCGUGCUGUGGAGCAAGAGGCUGUGUGUGCUGUUUCGCUUGCCCUCCGACCUGGGGCCAGCAGGGGAAGGACUCUGUCCCCUUCCUCUACUCUCUUCCUGUUUUCCCUUUGAGUUGUUUUUAAGCUGCUUUCAGAUAAUCUUUGUUGUGUUUAGGGAUGUCACACAACAGACUUGUGAAGGGGGUUUCGAGGCUGCUAGAGAAUGUGGGAGUU
Molecule: messenger RNA, 1672 nt
Organism: Eurypyga helias (sunbittern)
Lineage: Eukaryota; Metazoa; Chordata; Aves; Eurypygiformes; Eurypygidae
Gene: TOM1
Product: target of myb1 (chicken)
Exons: 14
Coding region: 61-1446 (461 amino acids)
Biological process (GO): signal transduction
Cellular component (GO): endosome; membrane
Molecular function (GO): phosphatidylinositol binding; clathrin binding; ubiquitin binding
Source: RefSeq, a predicted model, not a curated record